CAGGAGCUUUGCAGGCAUAAAAACAAUAAGUAUUAACUAAUAAUUCUUCUGAGAGUCAUCAAAAUUUUAAAAACUCGUUACUCAAUUAAAAUCAAGAAAUCAGGCAUUUUUUUGACACUGAUAAUUUUUAAGAAGAAUAAUUUUCAUACAAGAAAACUGUAGUUUUUAUUUUCAUUUUACUUUGUUAAUUAAGCUCUGGACAAAAAUUCAUCUCUAAUAUCAACUUAUCCGCGAGAAACGUGCCAAUUAUUUUUCAGCCGCACUUAUAUUUUCUUGUUUGAAAUACUUCGUUAUUACACCUUCGAAAAUCUUAUCAUUGCUUAGCCCCAGAUUUGUUUCAACAGAUAAUAAAUUCAAAAUGUCAUUCCAACCAAUACUUUCAAAUAACACAACAGAAACAGGGCCAGUUUUGAACUCAAAUUUGUCGCAGUUCGAGUCCGUUUUUUGGUUCAGCCCUUUAGAAUGCACGACUAUUGGCAUCGGUUUUUACUCGGCUGCUCUCGUCGGAUCUUUUCUUAACACUUCGGUUCUAGUCGUGCUUUGUCACGUUCUGUUUCGCGACAUUCGCAAAUCAGGUUCGGAUUUCUUAAUUGCUGUGUUGACCUCUCUUGACCUCUGCGCCACAACUGUCGUGUUCGUUCUCGAAGGAGCUCAUUUCAUGUCUCCAGCUUGCAACGACGGACCCUCGGAAUUCAUGUUUGUCGUCACGUUUUUCCUCGAAACAUCCUCUGCUCUGUCAUUGCUAAACAUCGCUUUAUUUCGAUAUUCCAAAAUCUGUCUUGUAAACGUUCUUAACAUCGACUUCAGACAAACUUGUAAUAUGACACUGGCAAACGUCGCAGCUUCGAUAGUUGCGACGAUUCUUGCAGUGUUAUGCAAUAAUCCCAAAUGGAGUCGACUUUCGAUGCUCAUUUACCUGUCGACUAUUUUCAUUGUUUUCAUCCUAAUGGGAAUUCUCUACUUAACCGCUUACUUGUCUCUUCGUAAACGAUCAAAUCAAGCGCGACUGCGGAACGCUAGAAGAGUCAACUUCGCCAAGUUAUCUAACGUGACUACCGCGACUAUACCUGUUGACGACAUCAAUGGAAACGGCGGCGGGCAUUUAGUUGAACACAAAGUGCCCGAGGACGAAAACGAAAAGCUGCAGAUGAGUUCAAAUAAAUUGAAAGUGUCGGUUGAAAUGCAGCAAGGGGGAUCCAAGGAGCCCGGGGGUUCCAGAGGAUCCCAGAUCUCGACAAAAGAAAAUUCUCCGGCAAAGACAGCGAUCGAGCUGAUGACUGAGCGAUCGGCUAAAGUGUUCAUCGUAAUAACGCUGCUGUAUGUGUUUUGUUUCAUGCCCAACGCUACUCUGACAUUCACCCUGCUCCAGAUGGGUCCGAAAAAGUUCUUCCGGAUGUCACUGCCUGUCGUUGCGCAGAUUGCGAUGAAAUAUUGCAACCUCUUCUACAACUUCAAUUUUCUCGCAAUGCCAUUGGUGUAUGCUAAGUUGAACAAGCGUUUCAUGAACGAGGGACAUGCAUUUUGCCGACUGUAUCUGCUGCCCUAUUGGUCGAGUAUUCCUAUUCUGGGUUCAAUUGGCCGAAAAAGAGAACAGCCGAUACGAAUGGGAUUGGAUAAUGCGGGAACCGCAACAAACGCAAGCUUGUAUACGAAAACGUCGAAUGUGAUGAAUCAGCAAAAACUAAUGAUGUCUUCUAACUGCUAAUUUUAUCUAACACGAAUGUUCCGUGCCCCACAAAAUAAAUAUGUGACAUUUGAUAGCAAUUUUAUGGGAUUGUACAAAAAUGAAAAAACAAUGUGUUGUUUUUUUUGCAUGAAUCAUUAAUACAGUUAUUACCUUAAUUCGAGUUAUUAAAGACAAAAUCAGAAAAAAAAUCCAUAUUUUUUAUGAAAUUCUAUUUCUGGCAAUUAUUGUGCAGAAAAACCAUGGUGUGUUUGAAAUUUCAUUUUAUUGUUAAUUUUUUAUCUAACCAGUAAAAGACUAUUCCAUGAUUAAUUUUUGUUAUAUUUGAUUAGUUUUUUCCAAAAUAUUAGGUGAACAGUUGGUGAAUAGUUUUGAGUAAAUUUCAUAUACCGUCUAGUUUGAAAAACCGCUUCAGUGUUGAAAAUUUAUUCUUGAUCAGAAAUAAUCCUUAUGAAUUGCAGAUUACUAAAUUUUUGACCAGGCUCAUCGUCUGUAUGAAUUGUGUGUACCAUCCAAAAAGUAAUUACUUAAUUUUGAUAUAGAUGUACAGUUUUAGUUACAAUAGUUAAAUUGCAUCACUAUUUUCAGUUGUGCGAAUAUUCUAGUACAUUUGUAUAUUAUCAAACGGGAAAGUGUUCA
Symsagittifera roscoffensis is the source of this 2323-nucleotide messenger RNA. RefSeq lists its product as uncharacterized. The coding region runs from base 359 to 1705 and encodes 448 amino acids. The transcript has 2 exons. The record is from RefSeq and is a predicted model, not a curated record. Lineage: Eukaryota; Metazoa; Xenacoelomorpha; Acoela; Convolutidae.